AUGUAUAUUCCUGGGGUUUAUGCCUCAAUUAUUAUUUUCAUACUACUAUUCCCAUUUCUAAUACCAACCAAGUUAAAAAGUAAAUCACUCAGAUACAUCAAAACAUCACUAAUAGUAUUAUUGACAAUUUCAAUAUUAUCAUCAAUAGCACCAGAAACAGCUCAAAUAGGAGCACCAUUCCACAAAUAUGGUAAACCAAAAAUAGCAUAUUUUGGAUGUAAUUAUCAAAUUCAAUUAACUAAAAAGAAAUUUUGUGAUUCUUCAAAAUCAUUAGAUUGGUGUUUUUGUAAUAAUUUUAAUGCAUUUGCUACAUUAGCUCAUUGUUAUGAAAUUGGUCAUCCUAAUGAAAUUGACUCAUUAUUUGAAAUGUGUUCAGUAUACAAUAAGACAUUAAAUUACAAUACGUUAACCCAUGCUAAUGAUUAUUAUACUAAUCAUGCAAAGUCUAUAAUGGAUUUACCAAAUGAAUCUGAUCAAGAUCUUAUUCAUUUUCCAAUAAAAUUAAAUGAAACUGAAAUUCAUAUUUUUGAAAAAGCUUAUACUAGUUUUUUGGGCAACUUUGAUAUAUCAGUUGAUUAUGGUGCUUACUUAGUUUUAUAUUGGGUUGCUAUCUUUGUUGUUGCGGGUUUAAGUAAUUGGUUAAAAUAUUUAUGCCCUCAAAUUUUUAAAUAUUUUACUGAUCCUUUGACUAACUGGUUUAGAUCAAGGAUCUCAUUACCAUCAACAAACAAUAAAAAUAAAACAAACGAGUUAAAAAUCGGUAAAAUAUUCGAUAUGUUGGUUCCAACAAGAGCUGAAAGUUUGAUAUUAGUUGGUUUUACAAUACUAUGUACUUAUUUCAUGACUGCUCAAAUAUCAUAUACUGAAGGAGAUCCAUUAUUUCAUACAAAAACUACUGCAUUAUUACGAUACUACGCAGUUAGGGCAAGUUUGUUAUCAAGUACAAUGAUGCCACUUCUAAUUUUGUUUGGUGGUAGGAAUAAUUUCUUACAAUGGGUUACAAGAUGGGAUUAUUCAACUUUCAUAACGUUACAUAGAUGGGUAUCAAGAGUAAUCAUGAUUUUGAUAACUAUUCAUUCAUUCAAUUAUUCGAUAUACUUGAGAAUAAAUCACAAGGGAAUAGAGCCAUAUAUAGUAUUAGGAUCAGCAGCAUUUAUAUCAGGUGUUAUAAUAAUGAUCCAAGGACUUUUAGUGCUUAGAAGAAAAUGGUAUGAAAUGUUUUUAGUAUUGCAUAUUAUACUAGCUGCGAUUUUUAUUUUUGGAGCUUGGCUUCAUGUUGAAACCCUAUAUUGUGUUUGGUUUUAUUACGUAUCAGCUACGAUAUGGGCAUUUGACAGGAUUAUUAGAAUUUUAAGGUUAGUACAAUAUGGAUUUCCCACUGCAAGAAUCUAUUUAUUGCCUGAUGAGACUUUGAAAGUCAUUGUACCGAGACCUAAGGAUUGGGAAGCUAUCCCUGGUGGACACGCUUUUAUCCAUUUCUUGAAAUGGGAUUGUUUUUGGCAAUCUCAUCCUUUCACGUAUACUACAACAAAUCACCAUAUUAUACUAUUUAUUAAAGUUAAAAAGGGUGUUACGAGAACAUUAGCAGAUUAUUUAAAGACUCACAAAAACAUUUGUACUUUGAGAGUUGCUAUUGAAGGAUCUUAUGGUGAGAAAACUCCAGCAGGUAAAUAUGAUAGUGCUGUAUUUAUCGCUGGUGGUAACGGUAUACCUGGAAUUUUCUCAGAAGCUAUUGAACUAACGGACAAUCACCAAAAUCAAAUAGUAGAUAAUCAAAAUAAAAUAAAACUAAUUUGGGUAGUUAGAGAAUACUCAUCAUUACUUUGGUUUUAUGAGGAAUUAAUAUCACUCAGAAACUUUCAAAUUGAAACAACAAUUUACGUAACAAGACCUCAUUUACCAAUAACAGAGGGGGAUUUUGAAAGAAGAAUCUUAUCGACUGAUACAUUAAAAGAACAUAAUGAACUAUCACCACUUUUGACUUCAUCAUCGCAAAAGCAAUCCAACUCAUCAACAUCACUAAUAGAUAUAGACAAAUCGUCAUCAAAUUCAUACCACUCAACGAACCUCAUAUUCAUAAUACAGAAAGAAUUAAAACAUAUAAACUUCAUAGAAUCACGACCAAACAUGAGCAAGAUAGUCGAGUCCAAUAUAGAAGAAUCAAGAGGUUCAACUUGUUUUGUUACAUGUGGGCAUCCAGCCAUGGUUGAUGAAGUGAGACAAUCAGUUGUGGUAAAUAUAUAUAAUACCGAAAGAAAGAGAGUCGACUACUAUGAACAAUUACAGGUUUGGGCUUAG
This is a messenger RNA of Lodderomyces jiufengensis, 2298 nucleotides long. RefSeq names its product Fre9p (gene FRE9). Gene Ontology annotation, molecular function: ferric-chelate reductase activity. Bases 1 to 2298 code for a protein of 765 amino acids. Gene Ontology annotation, cellular component: plasma membrane. The transcript has a single exon. The record is from RefSeq and is a predicted model, not a curated record. Gene Ontology annotation, biological process: copper ion import; intracellular iron ion homeostasis; iron ion transport. Lineage: Eukaryota; Fungi; Ascomycota; Pichiomycetes; Serinales; Debaryomycetaceae.